UAUUUUUGUUAAAAAAGAAUAGCAUACGAGUUCAACCUGGAGUUGCCGAAGGAAGUGAAACACAUUUUCAUCGAUCCACAACAUAAGAAACAGUGACAGAGUGUAACAACAACAAGAAGAAAAGAAUCAAAACAUGGUCGAUGUAAAUUCACCCUUACUCAGUGAAAUCGAGGAGGAAAUCACCCAAGACCCCCAAAACGACACCGUAAGGCACGUCCGAACAAAGGUACCGGAGGUUGAGAUCCAUUUAUUCCGGCAGGGGAAAGGACCGGUUGUUGUGUUCAAAUCGGCGUUGGGAGGUUGGGAACAGGAUCAGCUAGAAGUCGGAGAUAUUCUCGAAAAACAUGGAUUCAAGUGUUUAUUUGCGUUUAAUCAUCAAAAUCGUGUUCGUGGUGUUCCUGUUCGGUUUAACCCUAGGAAUGGGAGGUCGAUUUUGACUUAUAGAGAUGGUGCUGUUGUUUACCUUGAUGGAGAACCUAAGGACUCACUACUUAAACCAAUUACCAGGAUCUUGCUCGGGGUAGCACUAAUAACCCUCAUGAUAGUAGUAGUUUCGAGAGAUACUCCCGAAUGGAUGAAGAAGUUAAACUUUUCUUCAGGGAACUUUCCUCCAUGGAUCUUGGCUUGUGUAGUUAUUGUCUUCACCCGCAUGAGAAAGAGAACUAAAGAUUUUCUAACAAAACGCGGUUGGUGAAUGGACCCGUAUUGCUGCUUUUAUGGUAGGCUUUUAUGCUUUUCUCUCCGCCAUUUCAAGUUGUCUGUCUAAAUUGAUAUAUUUUUGACAAUUAGUUUUAUCAUCAUAAACGAUAUAGGUUAAUAAUAGGUGAUGUUACAUUUGAUAAUCCUGUCUGAUACAUGCUCUUGUUGUUCGAAGAGUAACGGGUUCUUUCUAUCUGCAUACUAUUUCUCCUUCA
This is a messenger RNA of Lathyrus oleraceus (garden pea), 914 nucleotides long. RefSeq lists its product as uncharacterized. The coding region runs from base 134 to 694 and encodes 186 amino acids. The record is from RefSeq and is a predicted model, not a curated record. NCBI's taxonomy places the organism in Eukaryota, Viridiplantae, Streptophyta, Magnoliopsida, Fabales, Fabaceae. The transcript is spliced from 2 exons.